AUUUUACCACAGCACUCGAACGCAGCAGCUGCUGUUUGGUUUCCAUGGCAACGGUUGGCCACAGAUAGGACGAUGGUUUACAUCACAGAGGAUUUGAUCCGCCGGCGCGCCGAGCACAAUGAGUGUGAGAUCUUCUCACUGGAGGAAGUUUCUCUGCAUCAGCAGGACAUCGAGAGGAUCGAACACCUCGACAGGUGGUGCAAGGAGCUGAGGAUCCUCUACCUGCAGAACAACCUCAUCCCCAGGAUCGAAAAUGUUGGCCGACUGAAGAAGCUGGAGUACUUGAAUCUGGCCUUGAACAACAUUGAAGUCAUUGAAAACCUUGAAGGCUGUGAGAGCCUGCAGAAACUGGACCUGACGGUGAACUUCGUGGGCCGCCUGAGCAGCGUGGAGUCCCUGAGACACAACAUCCACCUCCGAGAGCUGUUUCUGGUGGGGAAUCCCUGCACGCAGUUCGAGGGCUACAGGCAGUUUGUGGUGGCUGCACUGCCUCAGCUCAAGAGUCUGGACGGGACAGAAAUCAGCCGGUCAGAACGGAUCCGAGCCUCGCAGGGUCUGGAGGAGGCGAGGAGGCGCGUCGCUGAGCAGGAGCAGGAAUACCUGAGGAGGAGAGCUGAGGAGAAAGAGGAGGCGAGGAGGAAGGAAGCAGGAGUUGAGGAGGAAAAGAAGGAGAGGAAACCAGGCUUUGAUGGCCGCUGGUACACCGACAUCAACAACACAGCCAGUCCAGAGUCAGAGAAGAAUAAGGAGAACCAGGAGUUGAACGAGAACCCAAAGAACCCGGAGGAGGAGCAAAGGGAGCACGAGUUCUGGCACACACCGUGCAGCUUCACCCCCGAAUCUCGUCUGGAGGCUCACCGGCACCUGGAGGAGAAGAGGCGGGCCAAGGAGAAGGGGAAAGAGAAGAAGCCGAAGGCCCCGAGGACGCUGAUCACUGCUGACGGACGAGUCUUGAAUAUCAAUGAGCCCAAGCUGGAUUUCUGUCUAACAGAAGAUGAAGAAAACAACACGAUUAUCUUGGACCUGGAAGUUUACAGACACAUGGACACCUCUUUGAUCGAUGUGGACGUUCAGCCGUCGUACGCCAGAGUCAGCGUCAAGGGAAAGAUAUUUCAGGUGGUUCUGCCGGCCGAAGUGAAGCCCGACAGCUCGACGGCUCAGAGGUCCCAAACCACCGGACACCUCCUCCUGACAAUGCCCAGGGCUGAAGGUGAAAUCAAAGUGACGAAGACCGUCCCACGUCCACCCAGAGUGCGUCAGAACAGACGCAGCGGCGGCUUAUCGGAAGAUGAUCAAAGGAAAAAUAACGUUCCCGAGAGGCUCGAAGUCGACCCGAGCAAGCGCACAGCCGUCGACCUCGCCAACAUCGUGCCACGCCAGAUCGCCAAAGAAGGGCCGAUGGAAACAUCCAGACCGGAUCCACCAGCCGCCGAGGAUCACUUCUCUGAAGGCUGUAAAGACGACAUGGCCGAUCGGGGGAGGACUCUGCUCGUUACUGCAGCAGGGCGAGGCCGAGAGCUGAAACGCUGGCACAGCUUUACUGAAGCAACGCAACAUCACACUUCCUCACUAUAAACAUCGUUGUCUAAUUCUGUGUCUCCUUUGAAAUGAUGCAUUUGUUAAAAGCCAGCCCUGUUAGGAGGGAUGAACAGAGAGACGCUGCUGCUGGUCUCCCUCAAACCCUCGUGUAGAUUUCAGCCUGAAAAUCAAUCGUCUGAGUUCUGCCUGUGGCCUGGUUGCCGUCUUGGCUGCCGUUGUGCGUUGCCCUGCUGUGUUUUCUCUUUUUUUGUGAUGCUCCUCCUCAAAGCUCAGAAGCUCGCUCACUCUCUGCGCCCGGCUUUGAUCAGAGAGCCUGUGCUUUGUGCCCGGAGGACGCCGGUCCAGGCAUAUUCUGAAGCUUGUUCAUCUCUCCUUGAAGUCUCCUGGGUCUCUGCUUUCCUCUGAGUUGUCACCCCAAAAAGCUCGGAGGUGACGACUCCUCCUCCUCCUCCUGGCUCCGAGCGCCGUUACAGCCGCAGCGCCUUGAGAACUCAUUUUGGCGUUGGACCAUUUUUCCUCCCGACAGCCUCGCUCGUCUUUUAUCAUCCAGCCUUCUAUAUUUGGACUCCGUGGCUCGAGCCAUCUGGGAGAUUUGGAUGUUUGUGGUGCGGCUGCAGGAGGAAAAGCCUCUGUGAUGCCAUCUUCGAUUUGAGUUUUUAAUAUAAGGACUUAUUGUUGUUCAAACACAUGUAAACUGCAGCGAGCAGGCGCCUUUAAUGAGCCUCCUGGACCACAGUCACCACACUUAAUCAUAGGUUUUGCUUUUAUUUCAGUUCAGACUGAAAGGUUUUUAUGUUUAGGUAACGAUAUAAUGGAUUUCUUAUUAAAACAAGUAACUAAACAGCCAGUUCAC
Messenger RNA from Pundamilia nyererei, 2392 nucleotides. RefSeq names its product dynein axonemal assembly factor 11 (gene dnaaf11). The transcript has 13 exons. Gene Ontology annotation, molecular function: protein binding. Bases 73 to 1575 code for a protein of 500 amino acids. The record is from RefSeq and is a predicted model, not a curated record. Gene Ontology annotation, cellular component: cytoplasm. Gene Ontology annotation, biological process: outer dynein arm assembly. Lineage: Eukaryota; Metazoa; Chordata; Actinopteri; Cichliformes; Cichlidae.